Messenger RNA from Penicillium malachiteum, 4557 nucleotides. RefSeq names its product putative glycogen debranching enzyme Gdb1. The transcript has 4 exons. Gene Ontology annotation, biological process: glycogen catabolic process. The record is from RefSeq and is a predicted model, not a curated record. NCBI's taxonomy places the organism in Eukaryota, Fungi, Ascomycota, Eurotiomycetes, Eurotiales, Aspergillaceae. The coding region runs from base 1 to 4557 and encodes 1518 amino acids. Gene Ontology annotation, molecular function: 4-alpha-glucanotransferase activity; amylo-alpha-1,6-glucosidase activity.
AUGGGUCCUUCACGUCAGAUCUACCUGCUUCCCUUGAAGGAUGAUGGCUCACCCGAUGUGCCCGGUGGGUACAUUUAUCUGCCUCCAACCGAUCCGGGCUAUGUUCUGCGGUUCAUCAUCGAAGGAUCCAGCUCGAUCUGUCGGCAGGGUAGCCUUUGGGUGAACAUCCCCGAGGAAGGCAAAGCUUUUGAUCGCCAGUCCUUCCGUGAAUACAGAUUGCAGCCCAAUUUCAACGAGAAUAUCCAGAUCGACAUUCCCGUGCAUACCGCAGGCUCAUUUGCGUACUAUGUUACGUUCACACCACUUCCAGACUUCUCUGUUGAGUCUGUUAAGACGCCGGAUCCCAUAAAAAGCCCGGUUCACUACAUUGAUGUCUCGCCGAACCUUACCCUCCAGGGCAAGGACCUGCCAUUGAACGCCCUGUCGAUUUUCUCGGUGAUCUCGAAAUUCUUGGGCCAAUACCCGGUUGACUGGGAUCGUCAUCUUCAUGGGAUAAGUCAGCGUAAUUACAACAUGGUCCACUUCACACCACUCAUGCAACGUGGUGCUUCCAACUCGCCGUACAGUAUCUUUGAUCAGGUGUCAUUUGACUCAGCUUUCUUCCCUAAUGGCGAGGCCGAUGUCGCAUCACUCGUUUCCAAAAUGGAAAAUGAGUAUGGCCUUUUAACUUUGACCGAUGUUGUCUGGAAUCAUACUGCUCAUAACAGCAAAUGGUUGGAAGAGCACCCCGAGGCGGGUUAUAGUGUGGAGACUGCACCUUGGUUGGAGUCCGCAUUGGAGUUGGACACUGCACUCUUGAAAUUUAGUGAUGAUCUCGAAUCUCUGACAUUGCCGACCGAGUUUAAGACUGUGGAGGAUCUGGUGACAGUGAUGAACGUCUUGCGCAAAGAAGUAAUCGAAAAGCUUCGCCUCUGGGAGUUCUAUGCCACUGAUGUCAAAUCAAAUGCGAAGAAGAUCUUGGAUGCCUGGACCAGCGGAGCUCUUGAUGAGACUGCUGCUCAGGCUGAGUAUCUUGAAGGGUUCAAGGAUUUGUCCCCCAAGGAGCAAGGGAGAAUCGCUCGUGAGCACGGUAUUCCAAACGCCAAACAAGUGCGCGGUCGAUUUGAACGUGCAGUCGAUGCUAAAUUCGGCGCUUCCCUUUUGACAAUUCUUCAUGGACCGUUUGAUAAGGAUCAGACUGAUGCCGAGGCGUCACUUUCAAAGCUUCUCGAUGCCGUCAAUUUGCCGUUCUACGAAGAAUACGACACAGACCUUGCAGAUAUCAUGGACCAACUCUUCAAUCGCGUCAACUUGGUCCAGUCACCAAGGAGAGCCCCCCUGAUCGAGACAUACUUCACCCGGCUCCCUCAAAAUGAUGUCACUAAGAAGCACAACCCCAAGGCUCUUGCUCUAGCAAACAAUGGCUGGAUUUGGAACGCCGAUGCUAUGAGAGAUAAUGCUGGGCCUGAUUCCAAAGCAUAUUUACGCCGUGAGGUAAUUGUCUGGGGUGACUGUGUCAAGCUCCGCUACGGCAACUCACCGAAGGAUAACCCAUUUCUGUGGGAAUUCAUGACCAAGUACACUCGUCUGAUGGCAAAGUAUUUUUCAGGUUUCAGAAUCGACAACUGCCACUCCACCCCACUGGUUGUUGCAGAGUACUUGUUAGAUGAAGCUCGUAAAGUUCGACCUAACUUGACUGUCUUUGCCGAACUCUUCACAGGGUCCGAGGAAGCGGACUAUGUCUUCGUGAAACGAUUAGGCAUCAAUGCCCUUAUCCGCGAAGCCAUGCAGGCGUGGAGUACUGCAGAACUGAGCCGGUUGGUUCAUCGUCACGGCGGUCGCCCAAUCGGUAGUUUUGAUGUGGACCUACCCUCUGCUGGUAGUAGCCAUGCCAUUGCUUCUGCUAAGUCUGCAGGCUCAGAAGAUCAUAUCACUCACAUCAGACCAUCACCAGUUCAAGCGUUGUUUAUGGACUGCACCCACGAUAAUGAGGUCCCUGCUCAGAAACGUGAUGGAAGGGAUACCCUCCCGAAUGCGGCCCUCGUUGCGAUGUGCGCAUCCGCUAUUGGAAGUGUUAUGGGUUAUGAUGAGAUCUAUCCCAAGCUCAUUGACUUGGUACAUGAGACUAGGCAAUAUGCAUCUCCCUUUUCUGGUGAUCAGAAAUUGGAGGUUGGUGCUGGCGAGGGAAUCGGAGGCGUGAAAAAGCUUCUCAAUGAGCUUCAUACCAUGAUGGGAGUAGAAGGAUAUGAUGAGACUCACAUCCACCAUGACGGCGAAUACAUCACUGUUCACCGAGUUCAUCCCAAAACCAGAAAGGGAAUUUUUCUCAUUGCUCACACUGCCUUUCCUGGCAAUGACAGUGGGGCAACUCUACCUCCUUCCCACAUCACUGGUACACAAGUGAAGCACAUUGGAUCAUGGGUGCUUGAGGUGAGUGCAGAUGAUGAGACCAAGGCCAAAGUCCUAGCAGAUGAUAAGUACCUCGCGGGCCUUCCAAGUACGACGAGAGAAUUGGAAGGUACGAAGAUCGAAGUCGAUGGAAAGGAUGUGACCAUCUCUGUACUUGAGACCCUUGUUCCCGGCUCUAUUGCUCUUUUCGAAACUUGGAUUCCUGCAACUGAACAUGCGAGUGGUCUCGAUCAUUUCCUCUCCAGUGGAGCAGAUGAGGCAUUUGGAGAGCUCAGCUUGAUUGACUUGAACUUUGUGCUCUACCGCUGCGAAGCUGAAGAGAGAGAUUCGAGUGAUGGCCAGGAUGGAGUAUACAGCAUUCCUAAACACGGCCCUCUAGUCUAUGCUGGUCUCCAGGGCUGGUGGAGUGUUCUUGAAAACGUCAUCAAGUACAAUGAACUUGGUCAUCCGCUUUGCGAUCAUCUGCGGGAUGGUCAAUGGGCUUUGGACUAUGUGGUUGGUCGCAUGGAGAAGGUUGCAUCUAAAGAAGGCUAUGUCGAAUUGCAUAAGCCUGCUGCUUGGCUUCGUGAGAAGUUUGAUGCUGUUCGUGGCCUCCCUAGCUUCCUCCUUCCGCGAUACUUUGCCAUCAUCGUUCAAGUGGCCUACAAUGCGGCUUGGAAGAGAGGAAUUCAUCAAUUCAGUGACAACGUUCGCCACGGCCAAGAGUUCGUCCACCAGUUAGCCAUGGUCAGUGUUCAACAAACUGGACUCGUGAAAUCAGCUUCACUGUGGCCCACCAAGCAGGUUCGCAGUCUUGCCGCUGGAUUGCCCCAUUUUGCUGUGGAUUGGGCCAGAUGCUGGGGUCGCGAUGUCUUCAUUUCCAUCCGCGGUCUAUUCCUCUGUACAGGGCGAUUCAAUGAUGCGAAAGAGCACAUCAUUGCCUUCGCUAGUGUCUUGAAGCAUGGCAUGAUUCCAAACUUGCUCAGCAGUGGAAAGCUACCUCGGUAUAACUCUCGAGACUCUGUCUGGUUCUUCUUGCAGGCGAUUCAAGAUUACACAAAGAUGGCACCGGAUGGCAUCAGCCUUCUACAGGAAAAGGUUCGGCGAAGAUUCUUGCCUUACGAUGAUACAUGGUUUCCAUUUGAUGAUCCUCGCGCCUAUUCGCAAUCUCCCACCGUUUUGGAAGUGAUCCAAGAAGUUUUCCAGAGACAUGCGCACGGCAUGUCAUUCCGUGAAUACAACGCUGGCUCUGACUUGGAUAUGCAGAUGAAGGAAAACGGCUUUCAAAUUGACGUGAAUGUUGAUUGGAAUACCGGUAUCGUCUUUGGUGGAAGUCAAGACAACUGCGGUACUUGGCAAGAUAAGAUGGGCGAAAGCGUUACAGCCGGAAAUAAGGGCUUCCCUGGAACCCCUCGUGAUGGUGCAUCAAUUGAGAUUACUGGCUUGCUGUACAGUGCAUUGGCUUGGGUGUCACAGCUCCAUGAGUCAAAGAUAUACCCACAGGAUGGUGUUGAUAUUGGCGAUGGAAAAUCAAUCACCUUCAAGGAGUGGGCGGGCAAGAUCAAGGACAAUUUUGAGCGGUGUUACUAUGUUCCUCUUGAUGUCAGUGAGGAUGGGAAUUAUGAUGUGGAUGCCAACAUUAUCAACCGCCGUGGCAUUUACAAGGAUUUGUACAAAUCUGGCAAGCCUUUUGAAGACUAUCAACUUCGAUCCAACUUCCCGAUCGCAAUGGCAGUGGCUCCAGACCUUUUCACUCCUGAAAAGGCUCUGACUGCCCUCUCGAUUGCUGAUUCUGCGAUUGUCGGCCCGGUUGGAAUGGCAACACUUGACCCAUCUGACCUGAACUACCGACCAAACUACAACAACUCCGAGGACUCCACAGAUUUCGCGACAUCCAAGGGUCGCAACUACCAUCAAGGUCCUGAAUGGGUUUGGCAGCGUGGCUAUUACCUGCGCGCCUUGCUCAACUUCGAUAUUCUUCGCCGGAAGACUCCCGAAGAGCGUAUCGAGUCCUUCCAGCAAGUUACUCGACGUCUUGAUGGAUGUAAGAAGGCGCUGAAAGAAAGCCCUUGGAAGGGACUGACAGAACUUACCAACAAGAAUGGAGAAUACUGUGGCGACUCAUCCCCCACUCAGGCCUGGUCUGCGGGCUGCCUGCUUGAUCUCUACUACGAUGCUGCCAAGCUCUAA